AAAUGAUAGCGCCUCGUUUCUUUUCUCCAGACCGGAGGCUGAUGACGGCUCAUUUUCCAUUUGGCUCUUAGCUGCGAGGAACUUUCUCCAUUUUGAAUACAAGAAAACUAGAUAUGUGUGGAAUUUUUGCCUACUUGAACUACAGAGUCCCACGGACCAGAAAGGAGAUUUUUGAGACUUUGGUCAAAGGACUUCAGAGACUGGAGUACAGGGGAUAUGACUCCGCAGGCAUUGGAGUUGAUGGCCCCAGAAAAAACGACAAUGGCAGCAUCUGCCUGUUCAAGAAGAAAGGGAAGGUGAAAGCUCUGGAUGAAGAACUACAUAAGAGCGAUUCUAUUGACCUGGACACAGAGUUGGAUACCCAUUUUGGUAUUGCCCACACGCGCUGGGCUACCCAUGGGGAACCCAGCGCUCUCAACAGCCACCCACAUCGCUCCGACAAGAACAACGAGUUCAUCGUGAUCCACAACGGCAUCAUCACAAACUACAAGGAGCUGAGGAAGUACCUGAACUCCAAGGGCUACGAGUUUGAGUCGGAGACAGACACCGAGGUGAUUCCCAAGCUCAUCAAGUACGUCUACGACAACCGGGAGAACGACUAUGUCUCCUUCUCCACCCUGGUGGAGCGAGUCAUCCAGCAACUGGAAGGGUCUUUCGCUCUUGUUUUCAAAAGCAGCCAUUUCCCAGGCGAAGCCAUAGCCACCAGGAGAGGCAGUCCUCUUCUGAUUGGUGUGAGGAGCAUGUACGAGCUGUCAAUGGAAGAAAUCCCUAUACAGUAUAACACUGGUCAUCUGGGCGUUCAGCAGAGAAACUUCCGGAACAGGGUGGACAGUUGUACCGCCCUGCAUUCUGUCAACGACAGGAAGGCAGUGGAGUUCUACUUUGCCUCGGACGCCAGUGCCAUCAUUGAGCACACCAAGAAGGUGGUGUACCUGGAGGACGAUGACAUUGCGGCGGUGGCCGAGGGGAAGCUGUCGCUGCACCGUGGGAGGGGCGUGGCCGGGGACUACCCCCCCAGGGCCAUCCAGACGCUGCAGAUGGAGCUGCAGGAGAUCAUGAAAGGGAACUUCAAGGCCUUCAUGCAGAAGGAGAUUUUUGAGCAGCCAGAGUCGGUUUUCAACACUAUGAGAGGACGAAUCUGUUUCGACACCAACACAGUGGUCCUCGGGGGGCUGAAGGACCACCUUAAGGAGAUCCGCCGCUGCAGGCGCCUCAUUGUGAUUGGCUGCGGCACCAGUUUCCACGCUGGACUGGCGACCAGGCAGAUCCUGGAGGAGCUGACGGAACUUCCUGUCAUGGUGGAGCUGGCCAGCGACUUCCUGGACCGCAACACGCCCGUCUUCAGAGACGACGUCUGCUUCUUCAUCAGCCAAUCCGGCGAGACGGCCGACACUCUGAUGGCGUUGCGGUACUGCCGGGAGCGUGGCGCCCUGACUGUGGGCGUGACCAAUACGGUGGGCAGCUCCAUCUCCAGGGAGACGGACUGUGGCGUCCACAUCAACGCUGGGCCGGAGAUCGGCGUGGCCAGCACCAAGGCAUACACCAGUCAGUUUGUGUCUCUCAUCAUGUUUGGGCUGAUGAUGAGUGAGGACAGGCUGUCCCUGCAGAACAGGAGGCUGGAGAUCAUCGACGGGCUCAGGACACUGCCAGACCUGAUCCAGGAGGUUCUGAGUGUGGAUGAGCAGAUCCGGUCCAUAGCAGACGAGCUGUACCAGCAGAGGUCUCUGCUGGUCAUGGGCCGAGGCUACAACUACGCCACCUGCCUGGAGGGGGCGCUGAAGAUCAAGGAGAUCACCUACAUGCACUCGGAGGGGAUCCUGGCGGGGGAGCUGAAACACGGCCCGCUGGCCCUCAUCGACAAACACAUGCCCGUCAUCAUGAUCAUCAUGAGGGACGCCUGCUACACCAAGUGUCACAACGCCCUGCAGCAGGUCACCGCCAGACAGGGGCGUCCCAUCAUCCUGUGUAGCCGUGGCGACCCGGAGGUGAGCAGGAAGGCGUACCAGACCAUCCAGCUGCCCCAGACGGUGGACUGUCUCCAGGGCGUCCUCAGCGUCAUACCCCUGCAGCUGCUCUCCUUCCACCUGGCUGUGCUGCGCGGCUACGACGUUGACUGUCCAAGGAACCUGGCCAAAUCUGUAACUGUGGAGUAACUACUGGAUCGUCCGACGACAACAAAGACAGUGCAAUUGUCCGUGUCAUUUUGUGUGUGACUGUGCUUGUCUGUGUGUGUGUUUGUGUGUGUGUGUGUGUGCGCGUGUGUACAAUGUCAAGACCCCUUCUGUUUACCAGCAGGUGCUGAGCCAAAGAGACUCAUAACCGUCUUCUUAUUUCACUUCUAACGUAGAACAGUGAACAGGUGUGCAAUACACAGAGGAACCGAACAACGAGGGCUCCUUUGUGUCUGUGAACGAUAAGUCGUAUCGCCUCGGUGAUAACGGAACACACGAUGAACGAGUGUUGAUGAAGGUGCAGCCUAGUCCCACAGGUACUAGAACAGCUGACAGCGUUCCCUUAGACAACGGUUCACUCGUACGUCUCUGGUUGAUGUGCCGGGAACUGUGUUCCCUCCUCGUGUUUGAGCCAAAGACUUAGAGUAGGGAGGAACAGUAUGUGACAGGCAGUGCAGUCGAGCUCUGAUUUGUGGAAUUUAAAAGAAAGACAUCGGUUCCCCGUGGUACACUCGCUGUGCUCUACUUCUCUCAGUGCUGGGAAGGUCUGAGCCGUGUUUUCUAUGAAGUCAUUUGACGUUUGAUAGACAAACUUUUUUCUGGAAAUCUAUUUUCGUUCAACCUAUUUUCUAUACCAAAUAUAUGCAUUCCAAAUAUAAAUAUAUAUUUUAAAUGUA
Molecule: messenger RNA, 2848 nt
Organism: Hypomesus transpacificus
Lineage: Eukaryota; Metazoa; Chordata; Actinopteri; Osmeriformes; Osmeridae
Product: glutamine--fructose-6-phosphate aminotransferase [isomerizing] 2-like
Exons: 19
Coding region: 114-2153 (679 amino acids)
Biological process (GO): fructose 6-phosphate metabolic process; carbohydrate derivative biosynthetic process; protein N-linked glycosylation
Molecular function (GO): L-glutamine:D-fructose-6-phosphate transaminase (isomerizing) activity; carbohydrate derivative binding
Source: RefSeq, a predicted model, not a curated record